CACCGACUAUGACUAUGACUAGUCUCUUCUACCCCUGGCUAACCGUCGGCUCACUACACACUACACGCAACUCUACUGCUAUACUGUUGCCAACCCUGCACUCAUCUCAACUACCCCUUCUUUUACUCCUUCACCAUCUACCAUCCACCAUCCACCCUCAGAGUCUACACCACGCUGUCUACUCUCCUACUAUCAAAAUGUGUGCAUCCCCGUUGGCAAUUCUCGUCACGCUACGAAGGAAUCAGCAGUAGCAUUGCGCGCUGCUACGCGAAACGAUCUUACGCGUUAUUUAUUGUAUUAGAUUGUUUUGUACAGUUACGCUUAUUUAUAUUUAUUGUGAUUUUAACAUUGUUGGUAUUCGAAUUUAUGGUAAAAAAUAUUGAAAAAAUAACAAAAAAAAAGUUCACCAAGAGAGCUGUUUUUCAAUCACUUUAGAAGAAGGAAACAAUUUACCGUUGAAGGAGUUGAUUUCUUACCUGUCUAGUGUAGUUCCUCUGCAGAAUAUAAGGAAUUGGUACGGCGGAACCCCUGGAGAAUGAGGUCCCGCCGGAAAAUCUCGCCGGCCGGCGGGUAACGCUGCUCUGUUAAAGUUUUUGUUGGGUUGUUUAUGGAGAUAUUUAUGUUUUAAUGGGAACAUGUGCUGGCUAGAAGUAUACAAAUCGGUUAGAUAAAUGAAUAUACUUAUGAGAGAGUAGUGUACCUGCGGCUCACCACUGACAUCCUGAGCAAUAAACGUCCAUGACCGUAAAUGCCAGAAAGUUGGGCUUUGGAAUUUAAACCGACGGAUAUAACGACAACCGGGACCAGGACCAGAGAAAAGGAAGAAAAGAGAAGAGAAGUUAAUAGAAGAGAAAGAGGAAAAGUGGAUGGGAAGAGAACGAAAAAAGGACGAGGUUCGUUUCUGUCUAUACAUUAUUCAACGGACCGUGUGUUUUUGCUUAUACACAAACUAGUUUUUAAUUAACGUUUUUCCGGUAAAUAUAUGCAGUGGUUACGCGAAUUUUAGCCUUUUUUAACGGAAAAAGGAUCUUUAAAUAAUUUAUCUGCUUUUAUUUUUACCCUGGGAAUACUUUUGUGGGGAUGGUUGGUUACAAAUGCACUGUUUUUAAAUUUCGUGGUUAUUUUUAUUGUGUUUGUUGUUUCUGGAAAAUGUAAAUUAAACUUUUGAUGAUUGUGUUGUUUUACCGCUUCCGAAAGUUGUGGCAGAGUAAGGAAUUUUAGUGUUAUUUAUAAUGUAACACUCAAUAACUGCCAAGUUAACUUUUUUGUGACGGUUUAACUCUGAGAAUGUGUUGCUUGUUGUUAAUGACGUUGAUGUGUGGGAAAUUACCACACUAUAUAUGUUUUUUUGAUCACGUUAAUGCAUCGAUGUCAAGUAGCGCUUUUUGAGUGUUAUUGGCUAGAAAUAUUUAAAUGUUUUGGAAUUUUUUAAUACUAUGGAGACCACCGGGAAGUUCCUCUACUUUACGAUAAUUCUGCUACAAUGUCACGUACACCCUCUCGAGUCUUACAACGUGCCCUGUGCCUUCAAUUCUAUGUGUCUCUGCUGGCUACAAGACGAGGAUGAGUUUACACGGAUGGACAUCAGCUGCCUGGGUGUUUCUUUUUCUCGAUUUCCCGAUGUAUCGGUGAGUUAUGUGGCGCAGCUGGACAUCGUGAAAUCGGGGAUGCUGGCGCUGGAAAAUGACGCACUGGUGAGCUUGUCGGGAAUCGAGGCGCUCGGGCUCAUGAGCAAUCGUCUGGCCACCGUCGGGGAGAAGUCUCUCGUCGAAGUAUCGAGCAGUUUACGAUCACUGGAUCUGAGCUAUAACUCCCUGGAAGAAAUGCCGUUCAAAGCACUUCGAGGAUUGAAAAAGUUGAAUUGGCUCAACAUGCACAGUAAUCACUUGACAACUCUGGACGUUGAUUGGGGCCACGUGUCAGAAACAUUGACCAACGGAUAUUUCGGCGAUAACAGCAUAACCGAGCUUCCGCGAGUAAUAUCCCACUUUAAAAAUUUAAUAUCGCUCAAUUUGGACGAUAAUAACAUAAAACAAGUGCCAGAAGAGUCGCUGCCUCGAAACAUCCGUACACUAAGUUUGAACAAUAAUUUGAUAACUCAUUUCCCUCUGAGUGUUAGCAAUUUAGAGUCCCUGAGCUGGUUGUAUCUGCGCAGUAACUUCAUUAGAAUACUAGAGUUACCCUCGUCUUUUAAAAGUAACUCCCUCGAAUCGAUAGACCUGAGUGACAAUUUAAUAGAGUCUAUUCAAGUUAUCACGACAUCUGUCAUUAGUAACACCGUAAACAAAAAUUCAACAUCAAAAGUUAUAGUUAAAGAUUUUAAUUUGUCAAACAAUAAGCUGUCAGUAAUAGCAUCUGGCGUUUUCCGGUUUCUCGAAACUCGUCGGCUCCAUCUGUCAUCAAACAAUAUAAGUUACAUCCAUGAGGAAGCGUUUACCGGUCUCGAUAAUAUUUUGGAGUACCUAAAUUUGGAUAAUAACGAUCUACAUAAUAUCCCAAGUGCAUUGUCGUCUCUCACGAGGAUCGCUUAUCUCUACCUUUCUAAUAACAAUAUUUACAAUAUCACCAGUGACACUUUUGAAUCAUACAGUGGGUACUUACGAGUCCUGUCUUUAGCGACGAAUAAUUUAGCAGCAGUGCCUGUUGGAGCGUUCGCUCCUUGCAAAAGGCUCCAGCAUCUAAAUUUGGGUUACAACAAGAUUACCCACGUAUUUCCUGGGGAUUUUGAGUGGGCAACCAACCUCGAGGUUCUCCUCUUACGGAACAAUGCUCUGUCUAAACUAAAAGCCGACACUUUCAAGGGCGCUUACAAGCUUAAAGAACUCAGCUUGUCAUUCAAUCAAUUGACCGAGUUAGAUGACAAAGCGUUCGCUGGAACAGAAGAGACCCUGGAAAUGCUCGAGCUGAGUUUCGCCUUUUCCACAGACAUUUAUCCAAAAUCGGCGUUGUCUCCGCUAACCAAUUUGCAGUGGCUGGUCCUCGACAACAACAAUUUCCAUUUACUAGAACCGGAUGUCCUCUAUCCGUUCAACCAACUCCGUUACAUUAAUUUGGAGUCGAAUCGAUUGCAUUAUCUCCCGGACAACCUAUUUUUGCCGCAAGUUCACGGGGAAUUGCGUGACAUCAAAAUGGGGUAUAAUUACCUAGAAGAGCUACCAGCUAACCCCUUCAAAAAUUUAACGGAACUGAGGACGAUUGAUCUGACAGGAAAUCGAUUGAGUUAUUUGUCAAGUGGGACUGUUGAAGACUGUGGGAAAUUGGUGACUGUUUCGUUGGCUUACAACCGAAUAACUACUAUGGAGAAGGCCGCGUUUCGACGAUUGUCAGCUCUCAGGUUUCUAAAUUUGGAAUUUAACGGUUUAACUACUCUUGAUCUCGACGCUAUUGUUGAAUGCGGUGGAUCAGUAUUCUCGCUAAAUGUCUCUUUCAAUUCAAUCUCGGUUAUUAAUUCCGAGUUCAGACUGAUCAAUCUCACGGAAAUUGAUCUGGGGUUCAACAACAUCACUACGCUACCCAGCGACACGUUUGAUGGAUUGCCAAAUUUGAGGACUCUCGAUUUGAGGGGCAAUUUUCUUACUACUCUUCAUCCUGGCACAUUUGCAUUGGAACAUCUGGAGACACUAAACCUUCAAGACAAUCGACUGUCGACAUUAAGAAAGCAGACGUUCCACGGGACAUCAUUUUUACAGGAAUUGGAUCUGAGCCGAAAUUCACUGUCGCAAUUAUCUACGGAGCAAUUUCGUAAUCUACGUAAUCUACGUAUUCUGAAUUUAUCAGGGAAUCACAUAAGAUCGUUAUCCCGUGACGUGUUCGAGGGUACACGUAUCGAGACACUGGAUUUGAGCUCUAAUAGAAUCAGUAUCGUGCCUUCCGCAGCAUUCCUAGAAGUGGGUUACACACUGCGCGACUUAAAUUUAGCUGAAAAUUUAAUAGAACACUUAGAUUCAUCUGCAUUCCCAGUUUCUCAGCUUAUUAACUUAAAUCUCGCGGAUAAUCGUCUGACAAUAUUGCCCGACAAUUCCUUUGUCGCGCUCAACGGACUCCUGAGUCUUAAUCUCUCGAAAAAUUACAUCCAGGCUAACUUCAAAGAGCUGUUUCAUUAUCUACCAGAUUUGAAGCGGCUGUACAUGGCUAAUUGCGGUCUGAAAAUAGUUCCUGUCUUACCACUGAGCAAUCUCAAUAUUCUCGACCUGUCAUUCAAUGCUAUUCAAGUUCUUGACCAGGCCAAUGUACAGUAUCUGACCUCCCUCAAGGAAUUGAGCCUCGUUAACAACUCCCUGAAUGCCGUCCCAGACGUCAGACUAAGGAUUCUACGACACCUAGAUCUAUCGGACAACCCCAUUGAGGCUCUGGAGAAGGAGACUUUCUACGGGUAUCCACGUUUGGAGAGCCUGGUAUUACGUAAAUUGCGUCGUAUUAAAUUUAUCGACAAUGAUUGUUUGCGUUACUUAAAGUACUUGAAAGAACUGAGCAUCCAGACGUGGCCUUUGGUUGAUAAUUUUAAUUUACAACGAGUUUUAAGUGGAUUACCUCUACGUACAGUGGAGAUAGAAGUAACAGAGAAAGUCCUCUCGACGCAGAUACAUAAUACUUUUACAAAACGACUGAGGGAGCUUACGAUAACGGGUCAAGAGCUUGAGGCGAUUUCCUCGGAAGCAUUUUUGACCAUACAAGCAGGGAAGCUUAUUCUCAGAAUCAAGGACACCCACGUAAGACGCUUCCAGUCAGAUAUAUUUUUAUCGCUGGCACGUACCAUGUCCCAGCUUACACUUGAUUUACGCAACAACCAUAUCAACGAGCUCAGCCCUUCAGUCAUCUACGGCAAUCUCUCAUGGGAAACUGUUGGCACGAAUCUCGUUGCCGGUGGUCUUCAGGUGUCGGGGAAUCCCCUGGAGUGUGAUUGCGAGAUCGCAUGGCUAAGUCUCUGGUUACGUCGAUGGCUCCGUGAGGCCCGGCAAAUUCACACAGCCUCCCAGUCAGAUGCACGACAACUUCGUAGCCUCGCUGGACGAGCAGUCUGUACGGAAACCACCCCGUCUUACUCGUCAGAUCGAGUGCUUCUUACCCUUGGGACGCCUCACACUGCUUGCCAAGCGUCCGCCUUGAGCCCCGGACACCUCUCACGACCGCCAUUACCCAAGCGACUCUUGUUUUUCCUCCUUUUUCUCAUCAGAUUCAGCAUCAACUCUACCUAGUGUUUCUGCUCCUACAUCUGAUCGCAUCGCAUUAAGGUAAUAUAAUAUAAUAAUAGCAUAAUACUUUCUUCAAUUUUUAUACAACUGCUAAUACAACGAUCUUACUCUUUAUUCGUAUU
Molecule: messenger RNA, 5314 nt
Organism: Cotesia glomerata
Lineage: Eukaryota; Metazoa; Arthropoda; Insecta; Hymenoptera; Braconidae
Product: chaoptin
Exons: 8
Coding region: 1437-5195 (1252 amino acids)
Cellular component (GO): extracellular matrix
Molecular function (GO): protein binding
Source: RefSeq, a predicted model, not a curated record